GUCGACCCACAAACUUCCAAACAAAGAGAAUUAAUGGGAAGUGAGAUUUGCAGCAUCCAUUCUCUCCUCCUUCUCGUCUCUUCUGCACUUUCCCAAUAUUCUCUGCUUUUCUCUCAUAUUUAUAUACAUAAAAUUCCCUCCCUCAUGCCUCCCUCUUCCUCUCACCUCCGCCUCACAUGAACCAAAUGGUCCCUCUACCUCCGCCUCCUCCGCCGCCUCCUCCGCCCUUCCCUUUUCCUCUCAUGAAUCAUUUUCAACCUUUCCAUAACAAUUCUAACAAUAAUUCUCUUGAUCAUCAUCAUCAUCAUCAUCUCUUCCCUCUUCAACACCAUCCCACAACAACUAACCAAACCCCUUCCGCUCCCAAAGAUCGACCUCUUCACGACACCCCCGACGAGGGAUGGCUUCGCCUUAGCAUCGGAGCUGCCACUCCUGAUGUUGUCGUCCACCAUCAUCGUCCCCAACCGCCAGGCUUCCGCUUUGGAUUGACCGAGCUCGAUUUAUUGUCCCCCGGAGGCCUCAGUUCCAAAGGACAUGAGUCAUCCAGCGUUGGGGAUUCUUCUCCCGGGAUGGUUUUGGCUCAGCCGCCACCCGAGCUUAAUUGGACAUUUAGACCUAUCUCCUCUCAUAACCCUUCAUCCUCUAAUUGUUCUUCCUCUUCUCUUCCAUACGGACCUUACUUUUCCACGCCCUUUCAACUCCACCCCGGACUUGACUUAGUUGCUGCUGCCACCACCGCCGCCGCCGCUGCCGGACCCAGCUCCGACAACAACAUCAGGGUUGUCGACCCUCCUCGCAGCCCUCAUUCCGGGAUUUGGUUUUCUCUUCAACCUUGGGAAUCAAACCAAGGGAAACAACCGGCGUUGCCUCAGAGAUCCAGCUACUUGCGAAUCAAGGAUGGAAGGAUGACAGUUCGAUUACUAAUCAAGUACUUGGUGAAAAAGCUGAGGCUGGAUAACGAAUCAGAGAUAGAGAUACGAUGCAGAGGAGAGAAGGUGGAGGGUUGCUUGACGAUGCAGCAUGUUAGAGAUACCAUUUGGUGCUCCAAAGACUCAACGCUUACAACUUUGCUUCCAAAUUCCUCAACCAUUGAUCACAUUAUGGUUCUUCACUACGCCAUUCUUCCCACUCUUGACUCUUCUUCUCUUUCUUAAUUUAUUCUAAUAAUCCCAUUAUUACCAUCUUAGUAUAUCAUUAUUAUUAUUUCUCUAAUCCAAAUCUUCCU
Cucurbita maxima (winter squash) is the source of this 1225-nucleotide messenger RNA. RefSeq names its product protein LAX PANICLE 2-like. Gene Ontology annotation, biological process: multicellular organism development. The record is from RefSeq and is a predicted model, not a curated record. NCBI's taxonomy places the organism in Eukaryota, Viridiplantae, Streptophyta, Magnoliopsida, Cucurbitales, Cucurbitaceae. The transcript has 4 exons. The coding region runs from base 177 to 1154 and encodes 325 amino acids.